ACAAACAGCGGCACACAGGCUGGAAGGGUUUGCUUCAAAGUCCACACGACCCUCCGCUUGCCAAUUUUUCUACCAUCGUCUUCGUUUGCAAUACCCCGGAUUUCUCUCUGAUCACUGCACCGUGCGGUUUCCCUGCUUCACGCGAGUCCACGCUGUGAUCUUCCCAUCUUUGGUUCCUCUCUUUCCAUCAGGAGCAAGCCAUGGGACAAACUCUUUCAGUACCCGCUACCGACAAGAAAACGGACUAUGGCACAAAUGAGAAGUUUGUGUAUGCGGUGACAGAGAUGCAGGGGUGGAGAAUAACCAUGGAGGAUGCUCAUACUGUUGACCUCGAUUUCGAUGGGGACGGAAAUACAUUCUUCGCUGUUUACGAUGGUCAUGGUGGCGCUGCCGUGGCCCAUUAUGCCGGUCAAUAUGUUCACAGGAAACUUCUUCAAGAUGACGCAUACAGGCAGAACGCCUACCCUGACGCGCUUAAGCAUGCUUUCCUUGGGACGGAUGCAGAUAUGCGACAAGAUCCUGCUUUCCUUCGCGAUACAUCAGGAUGCACUGCUGUAGCAGCUUUGGUAACAAAUGAUGGUCGUAUCUUUGUGGCGAAUGCAGGUGACUCACGGUCAGUCAUCAGCGUCAAGGGUGAAGCGAAGCCGCUCAGUUAUGAUCACAAACCUGUGAAUGACUCUGAGCGAUCGCGAAUUGUCCAGGCAGGAGGGUAUGUUGAAUUCGGACGAGUGAAUGGUAACCUUGCUCUUGCGAGAGCGCUCGGUGACUUCGAGUACAAGAAGAAUCAAUCACUUGGUCCGGAGGCUCAGAUCAUCACAAGUAACCCGGAGAUCAUUGAACACAGAAUCACGAAAGAAGACGAAUUCUUCGUUAUUGCCUGUGAUGGUAUCUGGGACUGCUUGACUUCACAACAAGUUGUCGAUGCUGUGAGAUUACUCAUCUCACAAGGCAAAAAGCUACCAGAAAUAUGCGAAAUCAUUUGCGACCACUGUCUCGCACCUGACACGAACUCAGGAUCUGGGUUCGGUUGCGACAACAUGACCAUCCUCGUCGUUGCUCUUCUGCACGGUAGAUCAGAAGAGGAGUGGUACCACUGGGUUUCGGAACGCACACACUCCGGAUAUGGCUACAACACGCCUAAAGAGUUGCCACAACUCUAUCCCGCGGGACGUUUGGAAGCUUUCAGGCGACGACAUGCAGCAUAUCUCGCAAACGAAGCGAGAAGGAGAGAGGCAGGCUCACCACAAGAGAAGAAAUCGGAACCUCAGGGAAUCCAGCCGCCUAUCGUGCGGUUCCUAGGGGCACUGACCGAUAGGGGUACGUUUGAAAACAACCCUAUGUACGGUUUCCUCAGUGGAAAGGAUGACAUGGACGAAGACGAUGACCAUCAUGAUGUUGAUCUCCUCGCCGACUCACCUCCGCAGUCAAAGGACAUGACUGAUCACCUUAGGAGACAGCUGGAGGAAUUGGACAGUGACUCCGAUGACGAGCUGGAUUAUCCUGACGAGGACCACGCACAUCCGGCAGAUUCACCUGUGGAGUCUACGGAUUCACAACAUCGGGAACUUCAAGGCGAAGCUCCUCCACCGCCGCAUCCUAUACCUAACGGUGAAGCGCAUCAGCCCCAACUGAAAUCUGACCCCGGCGGAGACGCCCCCAGUGACGCUGUUCGGGCUGAAGGUCUAGCUGACAAGAGUGAAGACCCAUUCAAAGCUUGAUAUAACGCCAAUUUGUAUUUUUACUCUGGUGGUUCUCUGUUGGGUCUGUAUGUGAUGUAUCGGUUACUUCCCCCGCUGUCCUCAUUUUGUCCAUCGUCUGCUUUCUUCAUUUCCUCUGGUAUCGCCUGUUAACUCUAUCACGUCGGGUCUAAUGCCAUGUUGAAGUGUUUUUCUAUGCGUUAGUCACGCAACCUAUCCGUUCAACUCGAACGUGUUAACAAGCAGACCGUGUCUGACGUCCUUGUUUCUGAUACCCCCUUCUCAUACUUUUUUCAAGUCCACUUUGUGUAUACGUGUACGAUCCUUUUUUUUCAUACACAUUUCCUGUAUUUAAGUACUUCAAGUCAAACACUUCCAUGUAUGCACUGUGAUUCCAAGUUAGAGUUCGAACUUUGUAUCUAUAAUACAUCGUGCGCUACAAUCCAUUCUCCUUCGCAAAGACAUA
Molecule: messenger RNA, 2163 nt
Organism: Somion occarium
Lineage: Eukaryota; Fungi; Basidiomycota; Agaricomycetes; Polyporales; Cerrenaceae
Source: the annotation of a GenBank genome assembly